Messenger RNA from Alosa sapidissima (American shad), 4773 nucleotides. RefSeq names its product K(lysine) acetyltransferase 2A (gene kat2a). Gene Ontology annotation, molecular function: histone H3 acetyltransferase activity; protein binding. The transcript is spliced from 18 exons. Gene Ontology annotation, biological process: positive regulation of transcription by RNA polymerase II; chromatin remodeling. The record is from RefSeq and is a predicted model, not a curated record. Gene Ontology annotation, cellular component: histone acetyltransferase complex; nucleus. NCBI's taxonomy places the organism in Eukaryota, Metazoa, Chordata, Actinopteri, Clupeiformes, Clupeidae. Bases 125 to 2524 code for a protein of 799 amino acids.
UGCGCAUGCGCUGUAAUGUCAGCUGCCGUGUGGAGACGUGAACAUCGGGAAAGCGUCAAUAAACUUUAUUGGUACCCAAAACAAGGAGGGGAAGUGUGCAGAUUGCGGGAGUGAGGGCGCUGUUAUGGCGGAGCCGGCGUCUCAGGCCUCCAUGCAACCCCGGCUACAGCAGGCUCAGUCUGGUGGGACGUCUGGGUCGAAUUCGACCACGGGGUCCGCGUCCGGGAAUAAUGACCCAGCCAGGCCGGGUCUAAGUCAGCAACAGUGGGCAAGUCAAAAGAAAGCUCAAGUCCGGGCUUUUCCGAGAGCGAAAAAACUUGAAAAACUGGGAGUUUUCUCAGCUUGCAAGGCAAACGAUGCUUGCAAGUGCAAUGGAUGGAAGAAUCCUCAUCCUCCAACCGCAUCUCGGAUGGACGUUCAGCAGCAGGCAGCAAGCCUCACGGAGCCAUGUCGCAGCUGCAGCCACGCCCUGGCCGACCACGUGUCUCACCUGGAGAACGUCUCUGAGGAGGAGAUGAACCGCCUGCUGGGGAUGGUGGUUGAUGUGGAGAACCUCUUCAUGUCUGUGCACAAGGAAGAAGAUACAGACACCAAGCAGGUGUACUUUUACCUUUUUAAGCUCUUGAGGAAGUGCAUCCUUCAAAUGGGGAAGCCCAUCGUGGAGGGCUCCCUGGGAAGCCCCCCCUUUGAGAAACCUAAUAUUGAGCAGGGAGUGUUGAACUUUGUGCAGUACAAGUUUAGUCAUCUACCCCCCAAGGAGCGCCAGACCAUGUUUGAGCUGAGUAAGAUGUUUCUGCUCUGCUUAAACUACUGGAAGUUGGAAACCCCGUCCCAGUUCCGGCAGCGAGCCCAGAAAGAUGACGGCUCUGCGUAUAAAGUGGACUACACCAGGUGGCUGUGUUACUGUCACGUCCCUCAGAGUAACGACAGCCUACCGCGGUACGAAACUACUCAGGUGUUCGGCCGCAGCCUGCUGAAGUCGAUCUUCACGGUCACCCGGCGGCAGCUGUUGGAGAAGUUCCGCAUGGAGAAGGACAAGCUGCCCCCUGAGAAGCGCACCCUCAUCCUCACCCACUUCCCCAAGUUCUUGUCCAUGCUUGAGGAGGAGAUCUACGGCGAGAAGUCUCCUAUCUGGGACGCUGAUUUCACCAUGCCGGCACCUGAGGGGGCACAGCUGGGACAUCAGACAGUGUUGAGUCCUGGGGCUGUCUCAGGAUCUCCAUCUUUUACCAAGAACCUGAGCAGUGGUGUCUCUUCUCUUGGGAGCAUGGGGCUUGACUCUGCUGUGUCUGAACCAAUAACAGGAGAGAAGCGUAAGCUUCCUGAGGCGCUGACCCUUGAGGAUGCCAAGCGUAUCCGGGUCAUGGGAGACAUCCCCAUGGAGCUGGUCAACGAGGUCAUGAUGACCAUCACUGACCCUGCUGCUAUGCUCGGGCCAGAGACCAGUCUGCUGUCGGCCAACGCGGCGCGGGACGAGACAGCCCGUCUGGAAGAGCGCCGUGGCAUCAUCGAGUUCCACGUCAUUGGCAACUCACUGUCGCAUAAGUCCAGCAAGAAGAUCCUCAUGUGGCUAGUGGGCCUGCAGAACGUCUUCUCCCACCAGCUGCCCCGCAUGCCCAAAGAGUACAUCACACGGCUUGUGUUCGACCCGAAGCACAAGACCCUAGCCCUGAUCAAAGAUGGACGCGUGAUCGGAGGGAUCUGUUUUCGAAUGUUCCCCACUCAGGGAUUCACAGAGAUUGUCUUUUGUGCGGUCACUUCAAACGAGCAGGUCAAGGGCUAUGGAACUCACCUAAUGAACCAUCUGAAAGAGUACCACAUCAAGCACGGCAUCUUGUACUUCCUCACAUAUGCAGAUGAGUACGCCAUCGGCUACUUCAAGAAACAGGGUUUUUCCAAAGACAUCAAAGUGCCCAAGAGCCGUUACCUUGGUUACAUCAAGGACUACGAGGGCGCCACCCUCAUGGAGUGUGAGCUGAACCCCAGAAUCCCCUACACCGAGCUGUCGCACAUCAUCAAGAGGCAGAAAGAGAUCAUUAAGAAGCUGAUUGAGAGGAAGCAGAGCCAGAUUAGAAAGGUGUACCCAGGACUGACCUGCUUCAAGGAGGGGGUGCGGCAGAUCCCUGUGGAAAGCAUCCCUGGCAUCAGAGAGACGGGUUGGAAGCCUGCAAAAGAAAAAGGAAAGGAGCUGAAAGACCCAGACCUGCUUUACAACAUGCUGAAGAAUCUCCUGGCCCAGAUCAAGACCCAUCCUGAUGCUUGGCCCUUCAUGGAACCAGUAAAGAAGUCCGAGGCUCCUGAUUAUUAUGAGAUCAUCCGGUUUCCCAUUGACCUGAAGACCAUGACGGAGCGGCUGAAGAACCGCUACUACGUGACCAAGAAGCUCUUCAUUGCCGACCUGCAGCGCGUCAUAACCAACUGCCGCGAAUACAACCCUCCCGACAGCGAGUACUGCAAAUGUGCCAACACCCUGGAGAAGUUCUUCUACUUCAAGCUCAAGGAGGGUGGCCUCAUCGACAAGUGAGGAGAAGGAGCCCUGGGUUGGGGCUGGGCUGGGCUGGGCUGGGCUGGGCUGGGCUGGGCUGGGCUGGGCUGGGCUGGGCAUUAGAUUAGGCAGGCGAGGGUGGGAUCAGCGGUCAUCAGUCGCUAAAGAGGGACCACUGAGCUGCAGCAGAGGAGUACUGUUUAUGACCACAACACCACUUCAGCCACACUUCGGCAGACACAGCAGUGCUGACACACACACACACACACACACACACACACACACAUAGAUCUUUGUCAACUCAAUGAUGGAAUGCACACACACUCUCUCUCUCUCUCUCUCUCUCUCUCUCUCAGUGACUCUCCGUCACACACACACACACAGUGAGACACACAGGCUCUAGGAAGUUGAUCUAAUUGUGUUUACAUUUGUCUAUUUAAACAGAUGUAUCUUUGGGCAUAUAUCCAUACGUGUGCAUACAUGUUAAGAUGUGUGCACACAGACACAAGUGUAGAAUAAAUAGUCAGUGUAAAAGACUGUGAAUCCCAUAUGAAUCUAAAUGGCCAGGGUAUUGCCUGUGUGUGUUCCAUCUGUUUCCUCUUAUGUCACUUCGUAUAGUGAAUCGUUUGGUUUUUUUGGUCUUGUUUGUUUUUUACUGUUUUGGACUCCUGAUGCCAGGCUACCAGUGCUGGACUUGAGGAAAAGGACAGUCACCAUCUCCCUGUACAUCAUUUUGUUACUACUUUACCAUUCUUGUCUGUCUGUCACUCACACACACACAUACAUACGAGUACAAACAUGUUUACUGUCUUCUACAGUUUUCACAAAUAACAACAAUACACACCACACACUGGUUGUUAGAUUAUCAGGUCAUCUUGUCUUUUAUGAAGCUGUCAUUGUCAGAAGCAUCAUCUGUGUCCUACACAAACUGAAAGGGGUUUAUACUGAGGAGUUUAACUCAUUAAGACUCCUUAAGGCUGUUGAGUAUUUAGAGGUUGUCACUUGAACACUGGACUUUGGAAAGGAGUAUCACUUUAAUAGGACAGAGAAAAAGAAAAGGUAAAUGGUCUGUUACACAGAAUUGGAUGUUUUUCCCCCCUCUGUAUGAGGAAUUCCAGGCCUUCUGUCGUAACAUCCUAACGAAAUGUUAUCCCAUGAAAGGAUGUGUGUUGUCCUGCAAGAAUAGACAGGUGUUCCACUCAGUAACAGAAUUGUUACUCAGAAAGCAAGACCAAGAGUGCACACAUUUUUUCAUAUGUAGCUCCCAAGAAAUAUAAUUUGCUUCUUUUGACCUCCCCUUUGAAUUGCAUUUCAGACCUAGUUGUUGUAACCGUGUGAAAAGAUUAUCAUGAAAGUGAAAGGACAUUUAGUUAGUCUUGUUUUCCCUCUGGCACUUUUGGUUUUCUUUCCAGUUCACAAGCAUUCUGUUUGCUCAGUAGUGCUGCUAGCAUAUGCUACAGCUAUCAGUCAGGAUGCUGAGUAGUGCUGCUAGCAUAUGCUACAGCUAUCAGUCAGGAUGCUCAGUUGUGCUGCUAGCAUAUGCUACAGCUAUCAGUCAGGAUGCUGGCAUUUAGGUGUUGUGCUCUUCUCUUGCUAUGAGAGUCAGGUUGCACUGGAGUGGUGGUAGAUAACGUAAAAUGGAGUUUGUUAUUUUUCAAUAGUUUCACCAUGUCUCUUCAUCACGUUGGCUUUUCUUACUAUAUACGGACCAUUUAAUUAUUACAAGUCAAGCACUUGUUCAUUCAAACGUAGUUCAUUCCAUUUCAUUAUUGGUGUGGUUAUAGUUAUCCGUCACAAUCAGAUACUGUAGUUGGCAGAGCACAGACGAUGGUUAAACCAAACGCAUGACUCUAAUAAUGCCCACCGCCUCUCAAAGGAAGGUGUUCCACUCACUCUUCAGUCUGUGCCUUGUUUAAAAGCCUUCUUCCCACUGCUAUUUUAUAGUCAAUGAAUACUUGUCAAUAUUAAGAUUCGUGAUUCUGCCCAACUACUAUGUAUCGAUUUCGUUUUGUUUCACUUCUGAACGUGUACUUGAAUCAUGGCAAGCUUUGAGGAGCUGUUCGGUGGGGUUUUCAGACCUUAACGUUAUUUUGUCAGUUCUCCUCAUGGUCUCCUUAAAGUAUGCUGCAUUUCUACUCUCAAAACAUGGUUUAACCUUCUCAUUGAUGAAAAACAAAUUAGGAAAAGAAAAAUUCCUUUUCCUCAGUUACAUUUGAAAGAUGCCUGUGAAUUGCUACAGCUUGAUGUACUGUACCUCUGUUCAUUCAAAUAAAAUGUUUUAUAUUAAA